Lycium barbarum (goji berry) is the source of this 1941-nucleotide messenger RNA. RefSeq lists its product as uncharacterized. Gene Ontology annotation, molecular function: catalytic activity. The record is from RefSeq and is a predicted model, not a curated record. Lineage: Eukaryota; Viridiplantae; Streptophyta; Magnoliopsida; Solanales; Solanaceae. Bases 243 to 1847 code for a protein of 534 amino acids. The transcript is spliced from 5 exons.
UCCUGAACAAUAUCAAAAUGUAUCUACAAGUAGCUUCUCCUUUGCCAAAAACUGGUUUUGGAUUAACUUUUGUUAAUCGUGAGACUUUCAACACAUCCAUAGCAAGAAGGACCACUCAUGAGCAACUGGUAUAUGUUUAAUUGCUGGUAGCAACACAUAAUUCCAUGCCAGCUGCCCUCUUGCUUCUGAUAGCAACUCUUUCCAGUCAAAUAAAAUAAAGAUUGACAGCCCUCAUAUUUUAAAUGAUGAAACGUGAUAUUUUGGUCAUGGGACAAAGAGAGCACAAUCAAAGUGAAGUCAACAGAAAUCGAGAAACUAACAAAACUAUGACUGAUCAUCCUUCUCAAGAACACAAUCAACAAAAACCAAAACUCCCACCUUUAGUAAGUAGCAUAAAAACUUCAGUCGAGAAAAAUGCAACUCCUUUCCAUUUUCCAGGUCACAAAAGAGGCAUAGCUGCACCACAUUCACUAGUCGAUAUUAUCGGUAUUGCGCCAUUUCUUCAUGAUGCAACUGAGCUACCAGAGCUUGAUACAUUUGGUUAUCCAACUGGACCUUUAUUAGAUUCACAAAAAAUGGCUGCUAACCUUUUUGGUGCAUCCCAAACAUGGUUCUUAGUUUGUGGCACAACUUGUGGGAUUUUAGCAGCCAUUAUGUCUGCUUGUUCACCUGGUGAUACCUUAAUCCUUGCAAGAAACUCCCAUGUUUCUGCCACUUCUGCAAUGGUUCUUUGUGGUGCUGUACCAAAGUACAUUGUUCCUGAACAUAAUCUUGAAUGGGAUAUUGCUGGAGGUGUUACCCCUUCACAGGUAAAAAUUGCAGUUGAAGAAUUGGAACAGGAAAACAAAAAAGCAGCAGCAGUUUUUGUUACAUCACCAACUUACAAUGGAGUAUGCAGUAAUAUUUCUGAGAUUUCUCAAAUGUGUCAUACUCAUGGGAUCCCUCUAAUUGUAGAUGAAGCUCAUGGUGCUCACUUCAAAUUUCAUCAUGAUAUGCCUAAAACUUCUCUUUCUCAAGGAGCAGAUCUUGUCAUACAAUCAACACACAAAGUUUUGUGCUCAUUUUCACAAUCAUCAAUGCUACACUUAUCGGGGGAUCGCAUUGAUAGAGAUAGAGUUCACAAAUGUCUUCAAUCUUUACAAACCACUAGUCCAAAUUGGAUUUUAUUAGCUUCGUUGGACGCAACUAGGGAUGAACUAAGUAAAAAUCCAAACACCCUUUUUGAUGAAGUAAUGGAACUAGUCCAACAAGUGAAAGAACUAAUAAACCAUAUUCCUGGAAUCUCCCUUUUAGAUCUCUCAAGUUUCUCCAACAAUUUUUCUUCCAUGGACCCUCUGAGAAUGACAAUUGGUGUACAAGAACUUGGCAUAUCAGGGUUUCAAGCAUAUGAUAUAUUGUCAACAAGUCAUGGAAUUCAGCCAGAACUUGUUGGAACUCAAUCUUUCACGCUAGCUUUUAGCCUUGGAAAUACUAAAGAACAUACUAAAACACUUGUUAAUGGAUUGAAGUAUUUAUCAACCCGUUUCAUGCAAGAAAAAAGGGAGAUUAUUAAAAUGAAGAGGAAAAAAGAUAAUGCUAUAGAGUUACCAUUUGGAGAAGUUUACAUGCGUUGUACACCAAGAGAAGCCUUUUUUACUAGGAAAAAGAUAGUGAAUUUUGAAGAGAGCAUUGGGGAAGUUUGUGGAGAAUUUAUUUGUCCUUUUCCACCAGGUAUCCCAGUGUUAAUCCCAGGUGAAAUCAUCACAAAGAAGGCUAUGGAUUAUCUAAUACAUGUUAGAGACCAAGGAGCUUUUCUUAAAGGGGCUGCUGAUCCUCUACUUAGUUCUGUGGUUGUUUGUGAUUUUUGAGAAAUAUUAUUUUUCAUGUCAAUAAAGGGAAAACAUAAAACACUCAGUAAGUUGACUAUCCAUGUUAUAUAUUUGCUUGUGACAAGCUGAUUGA